Molecule: messenger RNA, 1530 nt
Organism: Epithele typhae
Lineage: Eukaryota; Fungi; Basidiomycota; Agaricomycetes; Polyporales; Epitheliaceae
Exons: 8
Coding region: 1-1530 (509 amino acids)
Biological process (GO): protein folding
Cellular component (GO): chaperonin-containing T-complex
Molecular function (GO): ATP binding; ATP hydrolysis activity; ATP-dependent protein folding chaperone
Source: RefSeq, a predicted model, not a curated record
AUGGAGGUGCGCCUCUCUAACAUGGUCGCCGCGAAGGCGAUCAGCGAUGCGGUGCGGACGUCGCUGGGUCCCAGGGGAAUGGAUAAGAUGAUCCAAACAUCGAAGGGGGAGCUCAUCAUCACCAACGAUGGAGCGACGAUUUUGAAGAGCAUUCAGGCACUUCACCCCGCCGCUAAGAUGCUCGUCGAUCUUUCUGCUGCUCAAGACGUGGAGGCCGGCGAUGGCACGACGUCUGUGGUAGUACUCGCGGGUAGCCUUCUCGGUGCUGCGGAAAAGAUGCUGCAAAAAGGCAUCCACCCAACUGUCAUCGCAGAGUCGUUCCAAAAAGCCUCAGUGAAAGCGGUAGAAUACCUGACGGAAAUCUCCACCCCCAUCAACCUUGAUGACAAGACAUCGCUCCUCCGUGCUGCGACGACUUCAUUGAACUCCAAAAUCGUCUCCCAAUACUCCUCCACCCUUGCCCCCAUCGCCGUAUCUGCCGUCACUCGACUUGUCACCUCCACGUCCUCAAACGUCGACCUUCGCGACAUCCGAGUCGUAAAGAAGGUUGGAGGAACUAUCGAGGAUACCGAGCUCGUUGAGGGUGUCGUGUUGAACCAGAACGUUGUGACAACUGUCGGUGGCCCAACACGGAUAGAGAAGGCGAAGAUUGGUAUCAUCCAAUUUCAGCUGAGUGCCCCGAAACCAGACAUGGAUAACACUGUCGUCAUCAAUGACUACAGGCAGAUGGACAAGGUGAUCAAGGAAGGGCGGCAAUACCUCUUGAACAUGUGCAAGAAAAUCAAGAAGGCGAACUGCAAUGUCCUUUUGAUCCAGAAGUCAAUUCUCCGCGACGCCGUUGACGAUAUAUCUCUCACCUUCCUCAAGCGUCUCAAUAUUCUUGUUGUUAAGGAUGUUGAGCGUGACGAGAUCGAAUUCCUCUCCAAGUCUCUUGGCUGCAAACCCAUCGCCGACAUCGAGGCCUUCACAGAGGACAAACUGGGUUAUGCCGAUCUUGUUGAUGAAACGACGCAUGCGGGUGCGAAGGUUGUACGUAUCACUGGCGUGAAGAACAGGGGACGCACCGUGAGUGUGCUCACCAUGGGCAGCAACAGCCUCGUACUCGAGGAAUGCGAGCGCAGUCUGCAUGACGCUCUCUGUGUGGUCCGUUGUUUGGUUAAAAAGCGCGCGCUGAUUGCUGGUGGCGGUGCCCCGGAAAUCCAUGUCUCGCGAAUGCUCUCACAAUAUGCUCACUCUUUGAAGGGAAUGGAAGCCUACUGUUUCCAGGCGUAUGCGGACGCAUUGGAAGUCAUUCCAACGACGCUGGCCGAGAACGCGGGUCUCAAUCCCAUUGCUAUCGUCACGGAGCUCCGGAACCGCCACGCGCUUGGCGAACGGAACGCAGGCAUCAACGUCCGCAAGGGCCUGAUCUCGAACAUCUUGGAGGAAGACGUUGUUCAGCCUCUAUUGGUGUCUACUAGCGCGCUCGAGCUUUCGACGGAAACCGUCUGCCUUUUGCUCAAGAUCGACGAUUACGUUCAGACACGAUAG